AUCCUCACUGCACGCCUCGCGUACACGAUAACUAUCAUGGCACCAUCAUACUCGACGUCCUAUCUCGCAACGCUCCGGAUACCACCGCGCCGCUUCGCAACCCAAGUUUUCUUCUCUGUGCUAGCGACCCUCAUUCCCAGCCUCCUACAGAAAUGGAACAUCUUACUCCUCAGCGGACUCGUCGCCCUCGUCUGCGGCGCCUCCACCGAUCUCGCCCUAACAUAUCUUAAUCCUCUCGCCAAACCCCGAAGUCCACCAUACUGCAUCUCUCUCAGCAUGUGUCUAGGACACCUCCACCAAGCCACCACAGCCCUCGGACAGCGCCUGCUCGACUCCAGUUCGGGCUUUUCGCAAACGCAACACGCAGCCGUCCACUUCUGCCUCGCCUUCUUCGUCAUCUCAGAAUUCGAAUUCUACCGCGCAUACACCGACUUCAAGAACUUCGAAUCAUAUCUCGAUGUGGUCAAGUACUUCCUCCUCGCAAACGUCGAGCCUAACCGCGUCUUCCCUAUCUCUCGCGAUCCAUGGGGUUUUGGCUACAUGACUUGCCUUGAGGGACCGGACUUC
This is a messenger RNA of Dothidotthia symphoricarpi CBS 119687, 567 nucleotides long. RefSeq lists its product as uncharacterized. Lineage: Eukaryota; Fungi; Ascomycota; Dothideomycetes; Pleosporales; Dothidotthiaceae. The transcript has a single exon. The annotation marks the transcript as partial. The record is from RefSeq and is a predicted model, not a curated record.